This is a messenger RNA of Eucalyptus grandis, 741 nucleotides long. Its product is annotated as glycine-rich protein 23-like. The record is from RefSeq and is a predicted model, not a curated record. NCBI's taxonomy places the organism in Eukaryota, Viridiplantae, Streptophyta, Magnoliopsida, Myrtales, Myrtaceae. The transcript has a single exon. Bases 91 to 459 code for a protein of 122 amino acids.
CUCGCUCCAUAUCGCAGAAGCCCUUGUAGCAAGAAGCUGAAGUGUGUAUUGUGAGAGAGAGAGAGAGAGAGAGAGAGAGAGAGAGAGAGUAUGGCAAGGCACUGUGUUGUGUUGGUUCUUGCUCUCGUAGUAGUCCAAGCUACAGCUAGAAAUGUGCCCAGCGAUGCCGGCCUAAAUGACCAGAAGAACUUCCUCGCGUACGGUGGAGUUGGUGGUUAUGCUGGAACCGGUGGUGCUGGAGUCGGCAGUGGAGUUCCGGUGUUUGGUGGAGUCGGAGGGAUCGGAGGGAUCACGGGGCCAGGCGGUGGAAUUGGGAUUGGAGGCGGUAUAGGAGGUGGUGUUGGCGGUUUGGGCGGUGCUGUGGGUGGCGGCAUCGGGGGAUUGGGUGGUGGAGUCGGCAGCGGGGUCGGAGGUGGCUAUGGAGGGGGCAUUGGUGGUGGCUCCGGCGUAUAUCCUUAAGCUUAUUGUGAUGUUUUCCAUGAAACCCUAGAGUGUGCAAAAAUCAUGCAGGAGACUCAUUUCCCAGUGUCUUUGUUCGUGUAUCAUUACGUAGUAUGCGUGCGAAUGUGUUUGUGUCGUGUCCAUUGACUUGUUCUCAUGUCCUGCCUUCUUCAGAUUGUACUUCUUGUUCUCUCGUUUCAUCGUGGAGUCUUCCAUACGCAAAUGUACCAUGCACUCGCCUAGCAUGUGUUUCAUGAUGUUAUCAGCAACGUAUUUUCUUUAUUCUUGCCUAUUUCACUC